AUGUCAUCCGACUACGGAUCGGACAUCGACUCCGACGUCGCAGAUGUCGUCGACGAGAUUGUUUCGUCGCAGCAAGCUCCCCCUUCUUCGGCGCAAGUGCCACGACCUGCGCUAAAGCCACUCAAUACGAACACUCCCCUCACACCACCGUCAUCCUAUGAAAAAUCAAACGAAAUCACCCUUCAGCAAUGGCACCAAGCUGCCUCAACGCCGCCGCCUUCGGCCUCGUCAUCGGACGCCGAACCGUACCGCCUGACGUUUGGCAAACAUGAGGGCAAGACGCUUGCGGAGAUACCAACGUCGUAUGUUACGUGGUUGAUUAGGAAUCCGAUUUCGAGUAGGCCGAUGGAGUUGAUAUAUGCGUUGGAAGAGUGGCAGGAGGAGAAGAAGAAUGGGAGGAAGGCGGCAUCGCAAUCGCAAGCAUCGCAGGUGUCGAUGUCGUCGCAACCGCAAGCCACAUCUUCGAAGAUGCCGCUCUCCCCGCCGUCCUCUCAAGCCUACCAGGCCCCUCCUCCAUCGUCACAACCUGUGCUAUCGAGCUCGCAUGUCUCUAGAUACACAAAUCCUCCUUCGCCUUCUCGCUCGCCGUCACCACCACCUAGCACACAACAGUCAUAUCCUCCCUCGUCACAGGCCAUGCCACCACAGCUUGCGCCGUCGCAAACGUAUCCUCCUCCCUCGUCACAGCCCACGGCGCCUCAAGAACCGACUGGUGCACCCCUAUACGUCCUCCCUUUCGGCGAUUACAAAGGCAAGACUCUGCUUGAGGUACCAGAGGACUACCUCUACUAUCUUGGUGCGAGCGAAGACAAGUUGGCUACUUUACCUGGUUUGUCUGAUGCGCUCGGCUUGAUGCAGAAGGGUCUACCUCCAGUCGCUAUGGAGCCUAUGGCGCCGAGUCGGGCUUCCUCACAAGCUCUACCACCGCCAUCAUCUGCACCUGGCCCGUAUUUGGCACAUGAACCGCCUGCUUCUAGCCAGGUUUCUAUGACGAAUCAACCACAGCAGGUUUCGCCACCACCUUCGACUGCGCCUAGCCAUUAUUCCCUCUGCAAAGACGACAUCCCGAGUAGUUCGCAACCUUCCGCACCGCAGCUCUCUGCCUCGCAACCGACCCCACAACCUUCCUCUUCGCAACCCCCACCCCGUCGCGAACCAUACCGUUUCGACUUCGGCAAGCACGAAGGCAAAACCAUCGCCGAAGUCCCUCCCGAUUACAUGGCCUUCUUAAAAAGCAAGGGUUUCACUGAAACAAACGAGACACUGGCUGCAGGAGUCGCAGAGUACGAACGCCACCACCCACCCAUCGGGACGCCGCGCAAGGGAGAAUACAGAUUCACGUUCGGCAAGCAUGAAGGAAAGACUGUGGCACAAGUACCUCAGACCUACAUUUGGUUUAUCAAGAACAAAACGACGAUUAUGAAGGAUAAGCCAGAGGUGGGCGCUGCGAUUCGGCAGUUUGAGCGGACUCAGAAACGGACGGAGACGAAGGCUCAAAAUCGUGGUCGUCGGAGGGCCUGGUCUCCGAUGUGCUCAUGUUGUGAUUGA
Molecule: messenger RNA, 1548 nt
Organism: Alternaria hordeiaustralica
Lineage: Eukaryota; Fungi; Ascomycota; Dothideomycetes; Pleosporales; Pleosporaceae
Exons: 1
Coding region: 1-1548 (515 amino acids)
Source: RefSeq, a predicted model, not a curated record